AGCUUUUUUUUCUGGUGUUACUCUUGUAGGAAAGUUCCUAUUCUUGGAAAACACACCAAGAAAAUAGUGUGUGGAGCAUGGAACUCUGAGAAUUUAUUAGCCCUUGGUGGAGAGGACAAGUGCAUCACUGUGAGUAAUGUAGAUGGAGAUACAAUCAGACAGGCUACUAUCCGUGCAGAUCCCACUGAAAUCCAGUUCAGUGAAAUGAAGACUGAUGAACGUAGCUCCAUUGGUGAGACAACGAUGAGCUUAAUAGUUGGAAAGAAAACCUUGUAUCUCUACAACUUGAAUGAUCCUGACAACCCAAUUGAGCUGGCUUUUCAGCAACGAUAUGGCAAUAUAGUGGAUUACAAGUGUUCCAGUCAGUAUGAACCUUGUUUUUUUUGUAAUGAAAAUUUACUCCUUUUUCUGUUAUCACAGGAAUUAUACCAAACAAGGGACCAUAAGGAUGAGUUGACAGGCAUUGCAAUGUCAUUGGAGCUGAAUAAAGCAGCUUCUUGUGGUGACAAUUGUGUAAAGAUACACGACUUGACAGAGAUGAAAGAGAUUUAUGCAAUAAUCACUUUAGAAGAUGCAGGAGGACACCUUGACAAGAUCUCAUGGACAAAUGAUGGUCAACUGCUUGCUGUCAGCACUCAAUCAGGCGCCAUUUAUGUCUACCUUACUAAGUUGCCUGUACUUGGAUGUGCCAGCGGUACGAGACUAUCAUAUCUCACUUCACUUAAAGAGGUGACAAUUGUGGAUAACGUGAUGCAGGAACGACCUCUGAGUGUGGAUAUCAUAGUCGAACCAAACUUUGUAGCUCUCGGACCAUACCAUCUGGCGGUUGGCAUGAAUAACCGUGCAUGGUUUUACACAUUAGCAGACAAAGGUCCUGAGCAGUUGAAAGACAGAGAAUACCUGGGUACUGUUAAUACUAUUCAUCUCAAUGCUGAUUAUGCUGCUGUCCUGUUUGAGGGCAAAGUCCAACUUCACUUGAUUGAAGGUGAAGCUCUGGAUGCGACAGACGAGAGAGAGACCAGACUUUUCCCAGAUAAAGGCAAUCAUGGAAGAAUAACAUGUUGUGCUUUGACUUCUGACUUUUUAAUUUAUGGAACUGAUAAUGGAAAUCUGUUCUAUUUCUUCCUCGAAGACUGGCACUUUGUGAAUGAAUUCAGACAUGUAGUAGGGAUCAAAAAGAUCUUUCCAGAUAUCAGCGGGACUCACCUUGUGUUCAUCGACGAAAAGAGUGAUGGAUUUGUUUACAAUCCAGUCAACGAUGCUACCUUUGAGAUUCCCAACUUUUCUCCUAACAUCAAGGGCAUUGUUUGGGAUAACUGGCCUUUAGAUAAGACCUCUAAGCUAAGUCUUACAACACAUCUUUUUCACGAAAAGCCUCAGGAUCUCCCUCAAUCAGAUUUACAAACUUCGUUUAAUCACUGCCUGACAUUAAAACGAUUUAAGGACGCUUGGGGACUGGCUCGGAUCCUGGACACCCGAGACGCCUGGGUCGAACUUGGCAAAAAAGCUACUUAUCAUUUGGACAUUGAACUUGGUGAGAGGAAUGAAGGGAACAGAAAUAUAGAUAGCGACGAAACAUGGCUGUUUAUUGGAACAGAGGACAAAAGUCUCUUGGCGGGUUACGUCGCCAUGUUUCUUGAAGAGUACAACACUGCACAGGAUCUGUUUCUUGGAUCAGCGUUCCCGUUAGCUGCACUCGAGAUGAGGCGAGAUCUCCUUCACUGGGACCAAGCCCUUGAACUGGCCAAGAAUUUAGCUCCCGAACAGAUUCCUUACAUUUCAAGAGAAUACGCGCAGCAACUUGAGUUCACCGGUGAUUACAGUAAUGCCCUCCUUCACUAUGAGAAAGGAAUAACCAAGCUACCAGAGAAACGGGAACAUGACGAAUUGUGUGUGGGUGGAAUGGCAAGAAUGGCGAUAAGAGUGGGAGACAUCAGAAGAGGUGUUAACUAUGCUUCUAAAAGUCCCAGUAGACAGUUGAAGAAAGAGUGCGCCACUAUCCUGGAGUCAAUGAAGCAAUAUUCCGAAUCAGCAUUGCUAUUUGAAAAAGGACAAUACUGGGAAAAGGCGGCAGCUGUGUAUAUCAAAACUAAGAACUGGGCGAAGGUCGGUGAAUUGCUGGCUAAUGUAAGUUCUCCCAAGCUUCAUGCACAGUACGCUAAGGCCAAAGAGGCUGAUGGGAAAUACAAAGAGGCCGCUACAGCUUACGAAGCAGCCAAGGAUUACGACAGCGUCAUCAGAAUCUAUCUUGAUCACUUACAAAACCCCGAAGAAGCUGUGAGGAUUGUUAAGGAGACACAGUCUGUUGACGGAGCCAAGAUGGUGGCCAGGUUUGUAGUGUUUCAUAUUUCUGUUACUUUGUUCGUUUUAUUCAUUUAUACAUGCACUGGAAUGGACGAAGCCGAGGCACAAAGAGNGAAUCAGAAGCAGUAUUUUUUGGCGGGAAAAUUUUUCCUGAAGUCCGCACAAUAUGCUAAGGCCCUGAAACACUUCUUGAAAUGCCCUGUGGGAGAAGACGGGGAAUCUAUUGAGUUGGCCAUUGAGACGGUUGGUCAGGCUGCUGACGAGGUGCUGACACAUCAGUUGAUUGACUUUCUCAUGGGAGAGGCUGACGGGAUACCAAAGGAAGCGAAAUACCUGUUCCGUCUUUACAUGGCUUUGAAACAAUACCGUGAGGCCGCGCGCACCGCCAUCAUCAUUGCAAGAGAAGAUCAGAAUGCUGGGAACUACAGAAACGCUCAUGAUGUUUUGUUCAGCAUGUACAGAGAGCUGACUGAUCACAAGAUCAAGAUUCCCACGGAAAUGAUGCAGAAUCUGAUGAUCCUUCAUAGUUACAUUCUGGUUAAGCUGCACGUGAAGAGAGGUGACCACAUGAAGGGUGCCCGGAUGUUGAUCAGGGUCGCAAACAAUAUCAGCAAAUUUCCAGCACACGUUGUUCCCAUUCUAACGUCGACCGUUAUCGAGUGUCAUCGGUCAGGACUGAAGAACUCUUCAUUCAGUUACGCCGCAAUGCUAAUGAGGCCUGAAUACCGACAAAAGAUCGAUCUCAAGUACAAAAAGAAAAUUGAACAAAUUGUCAGGAAACCUGAUAAAACAGAAGAAGAAGAGGCUCAAGACCCGUGUCCUUACUGCAGUAAUGAAGUACCCCAGACUAAACUGGACUGUCCAGAGUGUAAAAAUACCAUACCAUAUUGUAUUAUUACGGGACGUCACAUGGUCAAGAACAACUGGACAAUGUGUCCGAACUGUUGUUUUCCAGCGCUACACUCGGAACUUAUGAGACUGUUGGAGACUGAUGAAACAGUUUGCCCAAUGUGUUCCCAAACUAUGGCAGCCACAGACGUGAAACUGAUAAAGGACCCCUCACAGUACUUGAAGAAAGCGGAUAAAGAUUAGUGUCAGAAAGCAAUUGUGCUUUAUCACAGCCUCUUCGUUUGAGGCUUCUUUAAUAUGUAAAUAGCCACAGAAGGCCAAGCUCGUUUGUAUCUACGCAUGAUGUAUCUCCUCCCCAGUUUUACCGCUCACAAGAGAACUGAGAACGAGAUUUACACGUAAUGGUAUAUGUUUGUGUUAUUUCAGUUUAUGUAGUAAUGCAAAUGGUGAGCUUUACUUGUUAAUAAAAUCACACGUUCAGUAAUA
Messenger RNA from Orbicella faveolata, 3639 nucleotides. RefSeq names its product WD repeat-containing protein 19-like. NCBI's taxonomy places the organism in Eukaryota, Metazoa, Cnidaria, Anthozoa, Scleractinia, Merulinidae. The record is from RefSeq and is a predicted model, not a curated record. Gene Ontology annotation, molecular function: protein binding. Gene Ontology annotation, biological process: intraciliary retrograde transport; cilium assembly. Gene Ontology annotation, cellular component: cilium; intraciliary transport particle A.